Messenger RNA from Cuscuta epithymum, 16201 nucleotides. The record is from the annotation of a GenBank genome assembly. Lineage: Eukaryota; Viridiplantae; Streptophyta; Magnoliopsida; Solanales; Convolvulaceae.
CGGAACAUUAAAAAUUUUAAAAAUUUUAUUGGGGUGGGGGCUAGGCCUGACCCAUUAAGAAUACAUAUUAAUAAGAUAGACGUUUUUAGUCUGGGACGGUAAAUUAUUGGUCACUCAAAAAUUUGGUGAUGAGACAAAGAAUGUGCUGCAAGACAAUGGCGAGCCCAAUUCGUUUCUCUUUGGUUUAUCAUCUCUAGCAUUUCCUUAUCCACAUCUUUUUUUUUGGAUGAAAGGUAAUGUUGGGAUAUAUUAUCUCGGCCUAUUACUGUUCAGGAGCCCAAGACAUUAUCCAGUACGGAGCCCGAGCAGCUAGGCCCAUUUCGACCCAUCCGGCCCACUUUGACCACCAGGCCCACUUCGGCCCAUUAGGGUGGAGAGCCUCCCCUUCCCCUCCCCUAUAAAUACGGAGCUUAGCCUCCAUGUAAAGGAUCUUUUCCUUCUUCCUCCUUCUCACUAGAAUAGCUUAGAACUCCAUUAAUGGGAACUUCAAUACUUGUACUAUGUAAUGGUGAGGAGAGAUUAAUGAGAAUGAGAGGGCUUGGACAUUAGCCUAAAAAGUCCCGUGGUUUUCUCCCUUUCGGGUUUCCACAUAAAAACUGAGUGUUCAUACAUAUAUUUACUAUAUCGUGUUGGAUUAAACUCAACACUGGCGCCGUCUGUGGGAAUCUGUCCAAAAAGAUUCAUGUGUUCUACUGUUCUUGGGUUUUCUACAAAAAAAAAUUUGAUGCCAGAUGAACUGGUUUCAGCAAAAGAGGGAAGUGUAGAAGCCAUGGCCGGAGUCUGGGAGGUCCGAAUUGGGAAUCUGUCCAGAUCUUAUCGGGUCGCCGGUCACCGUUCGUGGCUGUCUUGUCCACCUCACUACAGACCGGAACCCCCUGGAUUCCCGCCAUUAAUGGUGUUUUCAAGCUCACGAGAGGUAUGUUCGGUAAUCUGGUCGAGCUUCCGCCGGAAACGAGCUUCCCUGGCCGCCCUUACUCCGCUGCAGCAGACAUCACCACCGUCACUAAUCAGCAGGUGCCGUUUGCUUUCGGUUGGGGAUGUGUGUUUCUCAUCUUCCUCUCCGAAAAGGUGCUCUUUACUUGACUGGGAGCAGACCACGUCUCCAAGGUUAGAGCCAAAGAAAAUGGGGCCAAAACUUCUGGGAGAAUUUUGACAAAGUCAAAAUUGAAGAAUUCCAGCAAGCCUAUGCCGAAGCCUUGCCCCUUGGUCAAAGAUGUGGGGGCCAGCUGGUCCCUUAAGUUGACUAAGUCAAAUUUAAAAGGGGAGCAGAUCUGACUUCACGAGCUGCCUGGCCGAGCGUCCCUUCCAAAAGCUGAGUACUCUUUGGCUCUUUGCUUAUGCUUUUAGUUGAAAUGCUAUGAUUUUUAGUUAAAAUGCUUCGUAUCUAUACUAGUAUUGUUAUUGGUUAAAUUAUUUUAUCACCAUUAUUUAUUAGGGAUUAGAAUCUCCCAAAAUUAAAUAAUGUCGAGCGACGCUCUUGUGAUAAUUAGUUUUCACCAUCAUUUUAAUUAAUGAUUGGUUGUUAUGGGCCCGUCGGCCCGCUCCUGAUCGGCUUUAAUUAGCGAACGGAGUAUACUUGAAUGGCCUUUGAUAGGAAAAUAUCAUUGCUAUUACCGGUUAUAUCACGCUCAAGUGAUGGUUAGUUCAGCUAACAUUUUAUUAAGUAUUUAAUUUCUUGUGGCCCUGAUGGCCCACUUUCGAUCAGCUUGAUUAGCGAUCUGAGCGUCUCCAGAGGGUAGUGCCCCGAUGACGCAUUUUAAUUUGGAGGUUACGCAUUAGUCCGCACGACACCAAGUGCUCGAGCGGCGACCGUACCCCAGAACCAUCCGCGCCGCUAGGCGCGAAGUGACUAUUGCCAAACGUGGCCUAUGGGGCCCGAGGGCAGCAAAGCACUCAACCUCGUUUUUCCGAGGGCAGUGCGACCAACUUGGAUCUGAGUUUGAAAACUCACAGACCGAUGAAUAUCUCUAUGUGACGUUCGGCGGGCUGCUAAUUGGCCCCGCCGCUAGCUGCUACGUCCCUUAACCCCGCACGAUGAGCCGGGCCGAGGGUCACGAUGACCCAUAGGCCGGUAAUCAUUGGUGUUAAAGAGAAAGCCAUGCAGAUGGUUAUGUGUGUAUACAUAUUGUCGGGCCGUGCGGCCCGUUACCAUGCUUAUUGCGCAGCUGAAGCCGCUCAACGCGCUCGAGCGAAAUGAUUAAAAGACGACCGGCCUAAGUCUCAAAGACAUUCAGGGCCAGCUAAAGAGGAGACCAUCGCGGCUGAGGACCGUGAGACGAGCAUCUCCACCCCAGAGACCGAUGGCCUAGGAGAGAACACCUAGAGGCCGAGGGUCUAGAGUGGACUACCACGGCGGAGGACCGUGAGACGAUCAUCCAUCAUUCAGAGCCGGUGGCCUAGAGGAGACCACUACGGCCGAGGGUCGUGGGACCAUCCUUACAUCACGCCGACCUCACGGUACGACGUGUUUAUCCUUUGAAGACCGGCCUCGUCCCCGCACUGCGCGGAUGAGGACCGUUGCUUGAUUUUAGGUCGGCCUCUCAUUGCCGACAUCAUUAUAUCACGAACGGCCUCUCGGCACGGCGUGCUUAUCGUUUUGAAGAACGGCCUCGUCCCCGCGCUGCGCGGAUGAGGACCGUUGCUUGAUUUUAGGUCGGCCUCUCAUUGCCGACAUCAUUAUAUCACGACCGGCCUCUCGGCACGACGUGCUUAUCGUUUUGAAGACCGGCCUUGUCCCCACACUGCGCGGAUGAGGACCGUUGCUUGGAUUUCAGGCCGGCCUAUCAUUGCCGACGUCAUUAUAUCACGACCGGCCUCUCAGACCGGUGUGAUUAUCAUAUUCGAAGACCGGCCUCGUCCCCGCCACCUUGCGGACGAGGACCGUUGCUUGACCAUAUCUUGAUCGGCAUCUCAUUGCCGACAUCAUUAUAUCACGACCGGCCUCUCGGCACGGCGUGAUUAUCUUAUUUGAAGACCGGCCUCGUCCCCGCGAUGCGCGGAUGAGGACCGUUGCUUGAUUUCAGAUCGGUCUCCCGUUGCCGACAUCAUUAUAUCAUGACCGGCCUCUUGGCUCGGCGUGUUUAUCUUUUGAAGACCGGCCUCAUCCCCGCACUGCGCGGAUGAGAGCCGUUGCUGGAUUGCAGGUCGGCCCCUCAGUGCCGACAGUAUCACAUCAUGCUCGGCCUCUCAUCGCCGACAUCAUCAUACCACGACCGGCCUCUCGGCUCGGCGUGCUUAUCUUUUGAAGACCGGCCUCGUUCCCACCCUCGCGGACGAGGACCGUUGCUUGAUUUUCUCAGAUCGGCCGCUCAUUGCCGACACCAUUAUACCACGACCGGCCUCUCGGCUCGGCGUGCUUAUCUUUUGAAGACCGGCCUCGUCCCCGCCACCUCGCGGAUGAGGACCGCUGUUUGAUUCUUUCAGGUCGGCCUCUCACUGCCGACACUAUCAUGUAUGUUCGGCCUCUCGGCACGACAUAUUUAUCUUUUGAAGACCAGUUUCAUCCCCGCGCUGCGUGGAUGAGAGCCGCUGCUCGGAUAUAUCAGCCUGAUCGGACACUAUUGUCAUCUCCAUUAUCAGGACCGACUGCUCAGCGACAUUAUGAUCAUUGUAUAUCGGCUCCCAAUGCCGACCUUCUUGAGUUAGCGAUCGGGCUCACCCCUCCCUUCAGGAGGGUGACCAUCGCCUUCGCAUGACGACCAGCGUCUCCAUCGCCUCGUCAUUAUAUUCGUUCGCUAUGCCACCACCAUUAUGUGUGACAUCCCGUGAUCCCUGCGAGUUUCUUGGAUACCGAAUGUCUUCUUCGAUGUAGGAAGAUCGGUAGGACCACAGACCAGGGACGGACUAAGAAGAGCUAGAGAAUCUCGAUGUAGAUAAACCUGUUCCUCCUUGCGAGUUUCGCGGAUACCGAACGUCUCUUCGAAGCAAGAGCGCCGGUAGGACCAAGAACCAAGGACGAACGAAGAAUAUAGAUUGCCUCCCUCAAACAAAAAAAAAAAAAAGAUGGGGAGAAGAGGAGGGUAGCUCCUAUGUGGAAGGGAAUCUUGCCCGGGUGCCAGAUCUUCUCCCACCGCCGAAGACGAACGCCUCUCGAUGUAGAGGUUAGUAGAGACGCGGAGGGGGCUAGACGAACCAAGGGAGCCUUGCCAAGAUAAACCUGUUCAUCCCACAAUGACCAUGGAUCGAUGGACGUGGGAUAACAAAGACGGGAACCCGUGAGGGUAAACCAGUUCGUCCCUGCGAGUUCCUUGGGUACCGAACGUCUUCUUCGAUGCAAGAGACGCCGGUAAGACUAAAAGGACUAGGGACGAACGAAAAAGGGGGGAAUCUCGAUGUAGAUACACCUGUUCCUCAUUGCGAUGUCCGCGGAUACCGAACGUAUCUUCGAUGUAAGAACGCCGGUAGGACCAAGGACCAAUGACGAACGAAGACUAAAAGACUCCAAAAAAAAAAAAAAAAAGAUGCCAGAAGAGCACGGAGCAAAGAAUGAUUUUAUCCCUUGACACUAUUGGCUGUGAAGUACAAACUGAAAAACAUACGUAAAGAAUAAUUACAAAACUUAAGUACGAAGAAUGAAGUGGCCAACGACGAUCGGCUAACAUCAGGUUUUCUUUGGCCUCGAACGACGAUUAGUUCCCCAGAUCAGGUAGAAGGGACAUCGCCCAGAUUUAUUUCAGGCUCACCAUUCCUUCCCGGAUGGAGUCCUGACAGACGAUCGGCUUCUCACAGCCAAUCAGGAGAGAGACUUGACACAUCACUAGCACGGCCGAGGGCCGUGAGACGAUUACCACUCACUGACAGGCCGAGGGCCAUGAGAUGAUGGCAUCACUAUUUUUCUGUAUCACGAUCGGCCCCUCAGCGCCAUCGUGUCCAGACUCACGGUUCGUCUUGCCCAUUCCCUCCAGGAUGGGGACGACCGUCUUAUGCAGUACGAUCGGCCCCUCAGCGCCAUCGUACCUGGCCUCACGGUUCGGCUCGCCCAUUCCCUCCAGGAUGGCGACGACCGUCUUAUGCGGUACGAUCAGCCCCUCAGCGCCAUCGUACCCAGCUCACGUUCAGCUCGUCCAUCCCCUCCAGGGUGGCGACGAACGUCUUAUGCAUCACGAUCGGCUUCUCAGCGCCAUCGUGUCUCUUUCACGUUCAGAUCGCCCCAUUCCCUCCAGGAUGGCGACGAACGUCUUAUGCAGUGCGAUCGGCCCCUCAGCGCCAUCGUACCUGGCUUCACGGUUCGGUUCGCCCAUUCCCUUCAGGAUGGCGACGACCGUCUUGUGCAGCACGAUCGGCUUCUCAGCGCCAUCGUGUCUCUUUCACGUUCGGAUCGCCCCAUUCCCUCCAGGAUGGCGACGAACGUCUUAUGCAGUACGAUCGGCCCCUCAGCGCCAUCAUACCUGGCCUCACGGUUCGGCUCGCCCAUUCCCUCCAGGAUGGCGACGACCGUCUUAUGCGGUACGAUCAGCCCCUCAGCGCCAUCGUACCCAGCUCACGUUCAGCUCGUCCAUCCCCUCCAGGGUGGCGACGAACGUCUUAUGCAUCACGAUCGGCUUCUCAGCGCCAUCGUGUCUCUUUCACGUUCGGAUCGCCCCAUUCCCUCCAGGAUGGCGACGAACGUCUUAUGCAGUGCGAUCUGCCCCUCAGCGCCAUCGUACCUGGCUUCACGGUUCGGUUCGCCCAUUCCCUUCAGGAUGGCGACGACCGUCUUGUGCAGCACGAUCGGUUCUCAGCGCCAUCGUGUCUCUUUCACGUUCGGAUCGCCCCAUUCCCUCCGGGAUGGCGACGAACGUCUUAUGCAGUGCGAUCAGGCCCCUCAGCGCCAUCGUACCUGGCUUCAUGGUUCGGAUCGCCCAUUCCCUCCAGGAUGGCGACGACCGUCUUAUGCGGCACGAUCGGCUUCUCAGCGCCAUCGUGUCUCUUUCACGUUCGGAUCGCCCCAUUCCCUUCCGGGGGUGGCGACGAACGUCUUAUGCAUCACGAUCGGCCCCUCAGCGCCAUCGUGUCCAGAUUCACGGUUCGGAUCGCCCAUUCCCUCCAGGAUGGCGACGACCGUCUUAUGCAGUACGAUCGGCCCCUCAGCGCCAUCGUACCCAGCUCACGUUCAGCUCGCCCAUCCCUUCCAGGGUGGCGACGAACGUCUUAUGCAUCACGAUCGGCCCCUCAGCGCCAUCGUGUCCAGAUUCACGGUUCGGAUCGCCCAUUCCCUCCAGGAUGGCGACGACCGUCUUAUGCAGUACGAUCGGCCCCUCAGCGCCAUCGUACCCAGCUCACGUUCAGCUCGCCCAUCCCUUCCAGGGUGGCGACGAACGUCUUAUGCAUCACGAUCAGCCCCUCGGCGCCAUCGUGUCCAGAUUCACGUUCAGAUCGUCCAUCCCUUCCAGGGUGGCGACGAACGUCUUAUGCAUCACGAUAGGCCCCUCAGCGCCAUCGUGUCCAGAUUCACGGUUCGGCUCGCCCAUUCCCUCCAGGAUAGCGACGACCGUCUUGUGCCGUACGAUCGGCCCCUCAGCGCCAUCGUACCCGGCUCACGUUAGGGUCGCCCAUCCCUUCCAGGUUGGCGACGAACGUCUCUUAUGCAGCACGAUCAGCGCCCCAGCGCCAUCGUGUCUGGCUCACGUUAGGGUCGCCCAUCCCUUCCAGGAUGGCGACGAACGUCUCUUAUGCAGCACAGUCAGCGCCCCAGCGCCAUCGUGUCUGGCUCACGUUAGGGUCGCCCAUCCCUUCCAGGAUGGCGACGAACGUCUCUUAUGCAGCACGGUCAGCGCCCCAGCGCCAUCGUGUCAGGCUCACGUUAGGGUCGCCCAUCCCUUCCAGAAUGGCGACAAACGUCUCUUAUGCAGCACGAUCAGCGCCCCAGCGCCAUCGUGUCUGGCUCACGUUAGGGUCGCCCAUCCCUUCCAGGAUGGCGACGAACGUCUCUUAUGCAGCACGAUCAGCGCCCCAGCGCCAUCGUGUCUGGCUCACGUUAGGGUCGCCCAUCCCUUCCAGGAUGGCGACGAACGUCUCUUAUGCAGCACGAUCAGCGCCCCAGCGCCAUCGUGUCUGGCUCACGUUAGGGUCGCCCAUCCCUUCCAGGAUGGCGACGAACGUCUCUUAUGCAGCACGAUCAGCGCCCCAGCGCCAUCGUGUCUGGCUCACGUUAGGGUCGCCCAUCCCUUCCAGGAUGGCGACGAACGUCUCUUAUGCAGCACGAUCAGCGCCCCAGCGCCAUCGUGUCUGGCUCACGUUAGGGUCGCCCAUCCCUUCCAGGAUGGCGACGAACGUCUCUUAUGCAGCACGAUCAGCGCCCCAGCGCCAUCGUGUCUGGCUCACGUUAGGGUCGCCCAUCCCUUCCAGGAUGGCGACGAACGUCUCUUAUGCAGCACGAUCAGCGCCCCAGCGCCAUCGUGUCUGGCUCACGUUAGGGUCGCCCAUCCCUUCCAGGAUGGCGACGAACGUCUCUUAUGCAGCACGAUCAGCGCCCCAGCGCCAUCGUGUCUGGCUCACGUUAGGGUCGCCCAUCCCUUCCAGGAUGGCGACGAACGUCUCUUAUGCAGCACGAUCAGCGCCUCAGCGCCAUCGUGUCUGGCUCACGUUAGGGUCGCCCAUCCCUUCCAGGAUGGCGACGAACGUCUCUUAUGCAGCACGAUCAGCGCCCCAGCGCCAUCGUGUCUGGCUCACGUUAGGGUCGCCCAUCCCUUUCAGGAUGGCGACGAACGUCUCUUAUGCAGCACGAUCAGCGCCCCAGUGCCAUCGUGUCUGGCUCACGUUAGGGUCGCCCAUCCCUUCCAGGAUGGCGACGAACGUCUCUUAUGCAGCACGAUCAGCGCCCUAGCGCCAUCGUGUCUGGCUCACGUUAGGGUCGCCCAUCCCUUCCAGGAUGGCGACGAACGUCUCUUAUGCAGCACGAUCAGCGCCCCAGCGCCAUCGUGUCUGGCUCACGUUAGGGUCGCCCAUCCCUUUCAGGAUGGCGACGAACGUCUCUUAUGCAGCACGAUCAGCGCCCCAGCGCCAUCGUGUCUGGCUCACGUUAGGGUCGCCCAUCCCUUUCAGGAUGGCAACGAACGUCUCUUAUGCAGCACGUCUGCCCCUCGGCGCUGACAUGCCCGGUUUAUCGAUGAGAGCCACCGCUUUCUAUCACAUCUCACAUUCCUUCUCUCAUACAUUGCACCCAUACAUUACAUGCAUUCAUGCAUUCAUGCAUCAUACCUCAUACAUUCAUACAUACACACGUGCAUCGUGUUUUGACAGUACCGCGACGUCGGUUUAUAGAUACAUGGACCUCUAAGCUUCUCCGAUUGGAAAGCUCGAGUCAAAGUCCUUUACUCCCGCCUGAUGCAUUCAGGGGGAGUGUGCCCGUGGAGGAGCACCCUUCGCCCGACCCCGUCGGGAAGGGGGGUGCCUCACCGGCAGAUUACGUUCAGGAGUGCAGACACCCACUCGUAUAUUAUGAUUAUUCGAAGACGCAGUUUCCAGCAAGACAGAGGAAGAGCGCAGGCAAGAGUAUACUUUCUCGAGCAGAUUCGCACGCUCACUACUCAAGAAACUGGGGGACUUGUGUUGGGAUAUAUUAUCCCGGCCUAUUACUGUUCAGGAGCCCAAGACAUUAUCCAGUACGGAGCCCGAGCAGCUAGGCCCAUUUCGGCCCAUCCGGCCCACUUUGACCACCAGGCCCACUUCGGCCCAUUAGGGUGGAGAGCCUCCCCUUCCCCUCCCCUAUAAAUACGGAGCUUAGCCUCCAUGUAAAGGAUCUUUUCCUUCUUCCUCCUUCUCACUAGAAUAGCUUAGAACUCCAUUAAUGGGAGCUUCAAUACUUGUACUAUGUAAUGGUGAGGAGAGAUUAAUGAGAAUGAGAGGGCUUGGACAUUAGCCUAAAAAGUCCCGUGGUUUUCUCCCUUUCGGGUUUCCACGUAAAAACUGAGUGUUCAUACAUAUAUUUACUAUAUCGUGUUGGAUUAAACUCAACAGGUAAGUAUAUUAAAACAAUCACCCAAAAGUAGCAUAAUACAAUGUGUCAAACUAUCUAAGCUAGCUAACUAACCUAAAAUAGUAUCCACCAUCCCCCCCCACCCCACACAAAGGUAAGGGGGCAGAGGACAUAUUUUGAGAUGGUCCAACAAAAACUGAAUCCAAACUAGCACGGGACAGCCCCCGGCUUAGUGUCCAAAAAGUCCAAACAGUCCAAAAACAUACAUAAAAAACAAAUCAAACAAAUUGCUGGGCCUUGAGCUAAUAAAAGCCCCAGACCCACCCCAAAUAACGCUCCAAGAGUAUCUCAGCGUUCCAGGGGUCUGGCCUAAUAAAAGGUCAUUGCCCUUUCCGCAUCAGCCCAGCUCAGCAAGCUCCAGAAGGUCCAAGCUUCAGAAGAGAUCCAACGCCGGAAGCCCAUUAGGGUUAACAUACUGAAACGACUCCCAUUAUUAGUAUUAAACCAAUAACGAUUCAUACAAUCUAAAUCUUCCAAUCGAUAAUUAGGCCAAGGACAAAAUUCAAUCAAUUUAUUUGGAUCCUUAUGCCCAUGGUUACUUUCCUUCCAAACUUGAUUUUUGUUGGAAACUAGAGAAUUUGCAUCCACGCCAUUCCAUUUGUUUGAAUUGAAACAAAUUAGAGUUCUUAAUUCUCUACGACGCCUAGAUGAUAAAAUAUUUUCAAUAAGAAGCGGAUCACAAUUAUUGUUCUCUUCAGCGCGAAUUAUUCGUUGUUUUACGUAUUUUUGAUUAACAAUACUGAAUAAAUAAAUUAAAGCCUAUUUUGAAUUUCUUGAUUGAAAAGAAUUUCUUUAUUAAAAAAAAAAGACUCAUUUCGUACACAAGGAAUACUUCAAUUUGAAGGAAUAACAAAACAACUUAAGCGGCCUAGAAUGAGUCAAUGGAAAUUUUGGUUAAGAGGGAAUUCUCAAUACGAUUUAUCUCCUAAUUUCUGGUCUGCCUUAAGAUCACAAAAACAAAAAUGGAGAAAUAGGGCGAAUCGCUAUCGUAGGUCUAAACAAAAAGAUUUACACAAAAGGAAUUCCAGUAGAAAAUUAAAAUUAAAUAAUUACAGGAAACAAAAGGAUGCUAACUCAGUAUUUAAUAAAAAAAAGAUAAUUUUAAAAAAUGCUGUCAAUAUGAUCUUUUAGCAUAUCAAUACAUUCAGUAUGCAAAAAAUAGUGGACCCCCUCUAGGAGCUAAACGGGUUUCUUAUCAUUACAAGAUGUCACAGAUCAACUUGUUUGCGAUAACGAAAAAUCUUCUUAUCACUAGUUUAAGAGAAAAAAUAGAAAGGAUCAAUAUCCCCUAUACAGACAAAAAUUUAUCUGGGGUUGACCAUCUCCAUCGCCCGAGUUACAGAAUCAUCUCCAUCGCUACGAACUGCGCCGCAGAGAGAAGCGGCAAACGUCCAAUCCAAAUUCUAAAUUCAAACUGGGGUUGACCAGACACGUCAGGUACCCCCCCCCCCACCAGGCCUGGCGUCAUCCGGGUGGCAACGGCGGUUGAGGAGCAUCAAAGCCGGAAAGUAACCCUGUCACACUAGAGAUCCACCCACCCACCCACCCCUCCCCAUCAAGCCCCGGUGACCCCCAACGGCAAUGAUGGACGGCGGUAAACGGUGAUGCGGCAGUAGCCGGAAAAAUGCACAACCAAUAAUCAGGAAAUCCUUAACCACAUCUUGUCACUAGGGGAUGUUGGACGUAGCUCACCUGGUAGGAAGAUGGUGACACAAGGGUGAUGUCUCAGGUUCAACUCCAAGCAAAGAUUUGGUAUGGAACUCCAUUCUCUUUUCACCAGUGUGUGAUCAAAGCUCAACUUAUCUCCUUCUAAGUAGGUGUCUGGUUGGUUCUGAGGAGCCUUCAGGGAUGAGUUGUCAUCUCUUAACCGCAUCUUGCCAUCUUCCUACAACUCUGUCCAGGAUAUAUGUAAGAGUCACCUCGAAUUGACCUCUUCCCAUCACAGUUUCUCAUAAUCGCACCCCCUGCUGCCUGGUGAGGUAAGAACAUAGAGUCUUAUUUGAGGCUUAUUCCAUAUUAAAAUUCAACAAAGUUUAUCAUAUUCAAGAGUUUAUGUUUGCCACUACAUGAGAUUACAUUUUCACCUAACACAAUAUAAACAUUUUGAUUUGUGUCAAGUUACAUUUUUAUAAACAGGAUUUACAUUUUGACUUGGCUCAAGUUACAUUUCCUUUAACACAAUUUACAUUAAACUUGCCUCAUGUAUAAGUCAGUAAAAUCGUGUAAGCAAUCCAAGCAUGGGGAAGUAAUUUAAGUAUCUCAAACUUUAAAGGCAUGUGAGAUGUGUACCCCAAACUUGCACAUGCAAUAUAUAUACCUCAAACUUUUAAGGCAUGUUCAUGUUAGCACCAUAAACAUGCAUAUAUUUUUUCACAAAUGUAAUUUGAUGGUGUUAAGUACGUAAAUGAAAGUAUCAGGCCUGACCCCGACAAAUGGAAGGCCCUAUUCAAAAUAAAAUCUGAGGCCUCAAUAUUUAAUACAAAGCGCUAAUAAUAUAUAAAAAGAAGUAUCAAAUUUCAUAGGAAUACUUCAUGCUAAAAUGCAAUUCUACAUAUUGAAGUAAUACACCAAGAGCAUUAAAAUUACAUCCAAUAUUUUGAACUUAAACUACACUUAUUUAAACAAUGCCAUCCUUGUAAGAUUCUUUAAAAUAAAAUCUUCCGUAAUGUCUUAGGGGUGUUUGGAACUGAUUCUGCUUCUGCUUCUGCUUCUUUUUUAAAGCAGAAGCAAAAUCAGUUUUCUCCUCCAGCAUUUAAAAAAAACUGAUUCUAGGAAUAAAUUAGAGCACCAAAAUCACUUUUGCACUUUCACCCAAACACUCCAAAUUCUGCUUCUGCUCCCUGAAGGAGCAGAGACAGUCUUAAGAAUCAGAUCCGAACACCCCUCAAUAUGCAAUUUUCUCCAGUAGAUGACUCUCAAUUGCACUCUGCAUGUAAGGCUUUAAGAUAGAAUCAACUCUUGGGUUUUUUUACUUCUUGCAUUUUCACAUCUCUAUUCAUAUUUUCUUAUUCUAGGAGGCAUUAUAAACUUCUAAAGUAUAAUUUAAGGAAAAGAUGAGAACAAAAACACGUGAAACAGAGCAUGUCCGCUACUCGGUUGCUCUGGGAAAUAAUUUAUUUGAGUUAUCGAGUUAUCAUCUACUGCGCUUUUAACUGCGCAUUUAUCUUUAAGAAUUUAUUUGAAUCCUUUCCCGAUUGAAGUUUUAGCUCAAAUUUGGUAUGAAUAAACUAGACUUAAUGAAUAAGAUGCUCAAAAAAUUUCAUCAAAAAAUUCCACCGGAAACUGUCCCAAAUGGCGACGGCCGGACAGAGCCUCCUAUAUAAGGAUUUUUUGACCUUUUUAUGUAAGUUCGAGGGUCUAUUUGACCUUUUUCCUUUAAUUAACUUAUUUAAGCGAAAGCUGACCCUAGGGAAAACCUAGGCGGUGAACUCCUGGACAUCUAGCCAGAUUUGAUCAUCUAGCCUUCUCCUUUUUAAAGGUAAGUGUGCACUUCCAAUAGGUAACAAUGCACCAUAAAUAAUCAUAAGUGGAUAGCAAAAUCCAUAUUAAUGCGAUAGUCCAACACAAAUGAUCAAAAGCAAAGACGUUCUUACUUUGCAUGUGAAGAACUAACACUUUUAUUGGAAUCAGACUUUAUUGUUUGUAAAAUCUUAUACUCAAAUCAAACUUGUAAGGUAAAAAUGUGUUUAAUUGUUUACGAGCAGACUUUUAUAAUAAGGGUUCCUCCAGUAGCAUUUAAAAAUGAUUAUACUCCUGUAACGUUUAAAAUGAUUAUAGGGCUUGUUUGCAAUCAAUUAAAAAAGUGAUUUUGGCUUUUUUUUUAUAGAAAAAAGCAUUUAUUUUACCCAACACUAUCAACUUUUAUUUCCUCGGUUUUUGUGUAGAAUCUACUUUUUACUUUUUCUAUUACACAAAAAACACUUAUUUUACUAAACACUACCAAGUUUUACUACUAAUCAUUUUUUCCCAAAAGGUGCUUUUAUUUUAGCACAAGUGGUUGCAAACAGAGUCAUAAUCAUUUAAAAGAUUUUUUCUGGAUGAAUGUGGCUUUUUGGAAGUAAAAUGGAAUUUUCUAACACACGACGUGGCGUAUCUAUUGUGGGGUAGUGGGGACAAGUACCCCUCAACCUCAACCCGGCCCGUAUAUAUAUAUAUAUAUAUAUAUAUAUAUAUAUAUAUAUAUAUAUAUAUCUAAAAUCUUAUAGGAAAAAUUAUAAAAUAGGAUUAAUUAUGUUUUCUUCCCUUGAUGUAAUCUCAUUAAAAGAAUAACAGGAUAAAAAAUUCACUAACUUUUGUUGUGUUUAACUUCUAUUUAGGUAAUUUUCUCAAAUUUUAUCUACAAUAGCAUUUUUAUUCACACGUAGUAUAAAUUGAUAUUCCUUUUAUACAUACUUGUACAUAUAUUUCUUAAAUUAAACCUAAUCAAAUAAUAUUAAUAAUAUGAUUUCCUAUCUGUGAAAUAUGUGACUAAGUUCUAGUGUAAGGUUGUCCCAACUGACAAAUUUUUUUUAGAUACGCCAUUGUGCAUACAUACACAAAUACAAUUUAAUUCGUUAAAAUAAUUGUAUAUUCGUGUAAUUGCACGAGUGAAAAUCUGAUAUAUUACAAUGCUUCAAUGAGACUUGAUCCUUGUCUACCUUACCUAAAAAUCAAUUCAACAUCUUAUAUUAUUUUUCAAGGUUUUCAAGGCUUUUUUCUAGGCCAGAGGUGCAAUAGAUGUUUGGCACCGAGAACCAUUCUUGUAGAGGGCAUCCAAAAAUUUAGUAUAGAAUAUUAGUUAUAGGUUGAUUUUUAAAGAUGUUAUGUAUUAUUCAAGAUUUAAAAAGAUAUAAAACUUUUAGAUUGUCUAAUUUGUGUACUUUAUAAUAGUUAAUAUAAAAUAGGAAUUCUUGUAUCUUUUGGAAACUCUUAUUCAGUAUAAAUAUACCUGCCAGGACUCCUAUUGGAGUACCUCUUUCCCAUUAUUUCACAUGGUAUCAAGAGCCUAGACCUAAUUUUUUUUUCUCUUCACGCUUACCGCUCAGCCGACAUGACUUCUUCUUCCUCGUCGACAAACUUUACCACCGAAGCCUUGGCUUCAUCGGCCAUGACCUCGACUGCCGCUGCUGCUUCUCAAGCGCCGGCUUCAUCCUCCAUCUCGGCUGGAAUCACGGAUCACCCAGGACUUUCAACCCCCCUGACUACACCCUUCACAUCGAGCGCAUCCAGGACACCGGUUAUGACGCCGACAUCAUCAACACUCUUUACAACCUUUCCUCCUCCACCGAACUUCUCUAUGCCUGAAACCAAUUCUCUGUUUCAGUCCUUCCCACAGUCCUUCCCUUGGCAGCAACCCUCGGUCACGCAGCAGCAAGCACCCGUUUUUAUUCAGCCUCCAUUGACCAGCACCAGACCGCAACAGGCCGCCCCCUCUUUCUUCGGCUCCACGUUUUCCGGCUCCCCUGGGGUUAUUCGGCCAGCAGAACAACCUGGGUUUGGUUCCCCGAUGUCGGCCCUUGCUCAGUCCAUCUCACAUAUUACUACUAUCUCUCAAAUUGUCACCAUCAAAUUGAAGGCAGUCGAGGAUUAUCUCACCUGGCGUACUCAAUUUGAAUCCUUUCUAAUUUCUCAAGGACUUCUUGGAAUUGUUGAUGGGUCAAUUCAGGUACCCCCUAUGUAUAAUGUUGAUUUUAUGCAUCGUCAAGUUCCCAACACAGAAUAUUAUUAUUGGCUCCGAGUAGAUCAAACAAUUAGAUGUUGGUUGUUUGCUACUCUAACUCGGGAUGUGUUAGUUGAUGUUCAUGAUUUGAAACACUCAGCUACUAUCUGGGCUAGACUACAGACUCGAUUUAUGUCUGCUAGUUUACCCCGAUGCAUGGAACUUAAACGUUUGUUAUCAUCUGUUAAGAAGAAAGAAACUCAAUCCAUGGAAGUUUAUUUACGAGAAAUCAAGAAUUUAGUUGAUGCUCUGGCGGCAAUUAAUUCUCCCGUUUCGGAUAAAGAACUGCUUCAGUCUAUUUUGGCUGGCUUGGGACCGGACUAUAAGCCUCUUGCUACUACUGUUUCUUUAUUUCCCGAGCAGUUUCCCUUUGACAUUUUAGAACCUCGUCUCCUGGAAGCAGAACAACAAAUCUUGUCUGAACGUCAACAACAGGCAGUCAUUGGCCAUCAGGCGUUUGCAGUUGCUGCAGCUGGGGGGCAGCAGCAGGCUGGCUAUGCUGCUCGCGGCAGAGGAGGUCGCGGCAGGGGACGAGGCCGACAGGGUCGUGGUCGUGGAAGAGGGCCACCACAGCAGCCCUAUGGAUUUCCGCACCCAUUAUUUCACAUGGUAUCAGAGAAUUGGUUUCAGGCAUAGAGAAGUUCGGUGGAGGAGGAAAGGUUGUAAAGAGUGUUGAUGAUGUCGGCGUCAUAACCGGUGUCCUGGAUGCGCUCGAUGUGAAGGGCGUAGUCAGGGGGGUUGAAAGUCCUGGAUACGUUCGGUCCUAUUUGAGCUCGGCUACCCUGUCCGUAAUCCAGUGCAGUUAUUUUGUGAUAAUAUCUCGGCUUCCUACUUGACUGCUAAUCCUGUUCAGCAUGCUCGCAGCAAGCAUAUUCAGAUUGAUUAUCACUUUGUUCGCGAGAGAGUUGCUCAUGGUGAUCUAUUGGUGAAGUAUGUUCCCACACACUUACAGCUUGCGGAUAUAUUCACUAAAGCUUUAUCUAGUCAGCAGUUUAAUUUUUUAAAGAACAACCUGCGCGUUGUAUCUCCCGCACAGCUUGAGGGGGUGUAAUAGUUAAUAUAAAAUAGGAAUUCUUGUAUCUUUUGGAAACUCUUAUUCAGUAUAAAUAUACCUGCCAGGACUCCUAUUGGAGUACCUCUUUCCCAUUAUUUCACACUUUAAUCAUCAUAAAACUUAUAUUUCAUUGCACUAUCUAGUCUAUUUGUAUCUCAUUUUUAAUUUUUUUAUUUCUUCCUGUUUUAGGAAGCAUCACUUCAACAUUUGGAACCGCGGCCUCCAAAUUAAUUAGACGGUCCUCAAGCCGAUCUCCUGAAGCAUGUGUAUAAGUUUUUGAAAAAUGCUUGAAGUACACAAAAUGUGUACACAUGUCUGUCCUACACAUUUUGUGUACCUCUACCAAAACUAUAUAAGUUUUUACAAUGAUUCCAUAUACUAGUAAAUGAAAUUAGGCUGGAGAUCAAUAUUGCUUGUGUUAUCUAUAUUUUCGUGAAUUGGCCCACUCAAAUAAAAGUUAACUUGACCGUUUGGCUUCUAUUUCUUGUAUUCA